UUAUUUUAUAAAACUUUUCCAUCUUAGAUUAGUGAUACAAUUAUCCUAACCCAACAAAAACAUAGUCAUCUUGUUGGCCCAAAAAAAAAACAUUUAGACGGCGCCAACCAAACCUGGUUUUCUGUUUCCGCCUCCGUCCCCUUCCAUGCCGCCGGAGAAACCACCGUCCACGUUGUCUGUUGAGAAUCCAUGCGGCUUCUUCCUCGGUUCAAAACCUGUCACUACUCCAACUCCUUGAGGUUUGCAUCAACUGCACUUGCCCACAUCGAUUUACCUUCAUUCUCAGACACCCCACCUCGAAGUUCCUCACCUUGUGUCCCUGAGCUUCACAAGGACACCUCCAACGUGCUCCAAACGCUUCACCGUCUGCACAACCACCCUUCUCUUGCUCUUUCCUUCUUCACUCAGCUCAAGCAACAAGGGGUGUUCCCUCACAGUACCUCAGCCUACGCCGCCAUUAUCAGGAUCUUGUGCUACUGGGGCUUCGAUAAGAGGUUGGAUUCUCUCUUCCUUGACCUCAUUGCUCUUUCCAAACAAGACCCAUCAUUUGCAAUCAAGAACUUGUUUGAAGAGCUUUUGGAGGGGGAUGGUAUUCAUAGGAAACCCCACUUGCUCAAAGCAUUUGAUGGGUAUGUUAAAUCUUAUGUUAGUCUUAACAUGUUUGAAGAGGCUUAUGAUUUCUUGUUUCUAACUAGGAGGCUCGGGAUUCUGCCAAGUAUCUUGAGUUGUAACUUUCUCCUCAACCGUUUGGUUGCACAUGGUAAUGUGGAGAGGGCCUUGGCCAUUUACAAGCAGCUCAAGAGUCUUGGUUUGAGCCCCAACAAUUUCACCUAUGCCAUUGUAAUCAAGGCAAUGUGUAGGAAAGGUUAUUUGGAAGAGGCAGAUCAUGUGUAUAAUAAAAUGAAGGAAGCUGGGGUGAAUCCUGAUUCCUAUUGUUGUGCAGCAUUAAUUGAGGGCAUUUGCAAUCGUCGUAGUUCUGAUUUGGGAUAUAAAAGGCUCCAAGAUUUAAGAAGGAUGAAUGACCCUAUAGGGGUUUAUGCCUACACCGUUGUUAUUCGUGGGUUUUGUAAUGAAAUGAAAUUAUAUGAAGCUGAGAGUGUUAUUUUGGACAUGGAAAGCCAGGGGUUGGUUCCUGAUGUGUAUAUUUAUUCUGCAUUGAUCCAUAGAUAUUGUAAGAGUCAUAAUCUGCGGAAAGCUUCAGAGUUAUGUAGUCAAAUGAUUUCAAAGGGUAUAAAAACAAAUUGUGUAGUUGCUAGCUACUUCCUUCACUGCCUUGUUAAGAUGGGCAAGACCUCGGAAGUGGUAGAUGUGUUUAAAAAAUUGAAGGAAUCAGGCAUGUUUCUUGAUGGGGUAGUUUAUAAUAUUGUGUUUGAUGCUUUGUGUAGAUUAGGCAAAGUGGACGAUGCAAUAGAAAUGCGGGAAGAGAUGAGAGUUAAGAACAUUGAUUUAGAUAUUAAACACUACACAACCCUUAUUAAGGGGUAUUGCCUUCAGAAUAAGCUCUUAGAUGCCUUGGAUAUGUUUAGUGAAAUGAUAAAAAAAGGUUUUGCACCUGAUAUUGUCACAUAUAAUGUACUAGCUACUGGGUUGUCUAGAAAUGGCCAUGCUUGUGAGGCAGUUCGCAUUUUGGAUGAUAUGGAGAAUGAAGGUGUGAAGCCAAACUUAGCUACACACAAGUUGAUCAUUGAAGGUUUAUGUUCAGAAGGCAAAGUUGUAGAAGCUGAGGCAUAUUUGAACAGUCUAGAAGGUAAAGGUUUUAAACUUGAUAUUGUGACAUAUAAUGUACUAGCUGCCGGGUUGUCUAGAAAUGGUCAUGCUUGUGUGGCAAUUUGCAUUUUGGAUGGUAUGGAGAACCAUGGUGUGAAGCCAAACUCGACUACACACAAGUUGAUCAUUGAAGGUUUAUUUUCAGAAGGAAAGGUUGUAGAAGCUGAGAAAUAUUUUAAAAGUCUAGAAGAUAAAGGUGUGGAAAUCUAUUCUGCGAUGGUGAAGGGCUAUUGUGAAGCAGACCUUGUCGGAAAAUCGUAUGAACUUUUCCUUGAGCUGUCAGACCAAGGAGAUAUUGUAAAAGAAGAUUCUUGUUCCAAGCUACUUAGUAAACUCUGUUUUGCAGGUGACAUUGACAAAGCUAAGGAGUUGCUGAAGAUCAUGUUGUCAUUGAAUGUUGCACCUAGCAACAUAAUGUAUUCUAAAGUAUUAGUUGCUUUGUGUCAGGCUAGGGAUGUAAAACAGGCUCGCUCUUUGUUUGAUUUUUUUGUUGGGAGAGGAUAUACUCCUGAUGUUAAAACUUACACAAUUAUGAUAAAUAGUUAUUGUAGGAUGAAUUCCUUGAAAGAGGCGCAUGACCUCUUCCAGGAUAUGAAGAGGAGAGGGAUCAAACCUAAUGUCAUUACCUACACAGUUUUACUUGAUGGAAGCUUUAAAAAUGCAGCGACAUCAGAUGUUCGCACCAUCUGGGGGGAUAUGAAGCAAAUGGAAACAAGUCUAGAUGUUAUUUGCUACACUGUUUUGAUUGAUGGGCACAUAAAGACAGAUAACUCUGAAGAUGCAAGUAACCUAUAUAAAGAGAUGAUUUACAAAGGACUAGAACCAGAUACGGUAACAUACACUGCUAUGAUUUCUUCCUUCUGUAACAGAGGGCACAAAAAGAAAGCUUCUAUAUUGCUUGAUGAAAUGUCUUCAAAGGGAAUGGCACCAAGUUCUCAUAUCAUCUCAGCUGUAAAUCGCUGUAUUCUAAAAGCUAGAAAGGUGGAAGUUCAUGAGUAGUUUGUCAGCUCAGACUGCCAGUGCUUGGAUCUUAUCUCAAGUUCUACAAUCUAUCUGGUCAAUACUCAAUACCUAAAGAUUGGAAAGAAAAGAGCUUUGCAGAUUGCAGAUUUUCUUACCAGCAUGUCUUUGUAUAUACUAUAUAGAGAUUUGGCCUUUCUCAUGGUUAUGAAUUCAUUUUGUGCUACAUAUAUUUUCACUGGAGUUGUCUGCAUUCUUCUUUAUCAUGAGUAUAAGUAUAUUUAAACAAAAAGAAUUGCUUGUUUAUUCAUUCAAGCCAGAGCCUGUAUUCCUGUUCCACCUGGAAGCACCUGUAAUGAUGCUGUUAGCGCUUCUCUCUGAUUCAGUUGCCUGUCGAAGCAGCUAACUGCAAAUUCUAACUGUUCAGACUUCAGAAGCAAUAUUUGUUGAUCUAUGUCAUUUUUCUGUAAGAGCAACACAGUUUUGUGAAACCAGAAAUUGUGAUACUUGCUUGCCAUAUGAAGCCUAAUCAUGGUACCAGAAUUGCUGGAAUCCAUCACCCUCCAAUGACCCGUCUUUUGGAAAAACACAUUGGCAUGUUCACUAAGCAGCAGCUGCACUCAAGGGGAAAGUUAUCUUAUAUGCUUGAUGGAGAUAAACUCCAGCAUGGACUGAACAAGAAUCUUGGUUUUAAACCUGAGGACCGCACUGAAAAUAAUUGCGCAGAACUGAUAGAAAUAAAUUAAUAAAGCAGGAAGGUAGACUGGUAGAGUUUGGCCAAAGUAGCUUCUUACUUGGAAGAAAAAAGGAUUUCUUGAAUGUUAGGAAGUUGAUAGUUGUAUCUGUUGGCUGAUUAUUUGUAAUGUCAGUUUGCUCUAUAUGUAAUUUGUGGAUUGAUCUACCGAUUAAUGGAAAACAACCUUCUUGAUCCCAA
Molecule: messenger RNA, 3661 nt
Organism: Lotus japonicus
Lineage: Eukaryota; Viridiplantae; Streptophyta; Magnoliopsida; Fabales; Fabaceae
Product: putative pentatricopeptide repeat-containing protein At1g13800
Exons: 8
Coding region: 190-2766 (858 amino acids)
Molecular function (GO): protein binding
Source: RefSeq, a predicted model, not a curated record